This is a messenger RNA of Eleginops maclovinus (Patagonian blennie), 1858 nucleotides long. RefSeq lists its product as uncharacterized. Bases 382 to 1788 code for a protein of 468 amino acids. The record is from RefSeq and is a predicted model, not a curated record. Gene Ontology annotation, molecular function: nucleic acid binding. Lineage: Eukaryota; Metazoa; Chordata; Actinopteri; Perciformes; Eleginopidae. The transcript is spliced from 3 exons.
UUUUCUCGAUUGCUAAGACACAAAACCCAGUACUCUAAACCAAAUGACCAGUUGCCUAAACACAUUUAGUAAAACUACCCCCCAUUUGCCACAACCAAAAACACAAUUCACCUGUAGACACUGUUCACAAAACCCAUCCCCUUUUUCUCAAAACUCUAAACACAUUUUGCCUUGCUAAAACACAUUUAGCAUAUAUCUCUGCUCAAAUAUGCAUUGUGAAGCUCAUGUGAUGCAAAAUGCCACACACAGUCAGCAAAACCUGAACACAAUGAACACACCUGGUGUAAUUCAGUAAACACAACGACUCAUAAUUGAAAACACCUAUUGCAAAUGAUGUGACCACACCUAUAUAAGUCAGUUUGCUGAAGGUUCCAAACAAAAAUGGAUGAUCAAGGAAGAAGAAGAGGAGUUCGUGCCAGAGGAGGGAGAGGAGUUCGUGCCAGAGGAGGGAGAGGAGUUCGUGCCAGAGGAGGGAGAGGAGUUUUUGUCAGAGGAGGGAGAGGAGCAGGCCAAGGAGGGAGAGGAGCAGGUCAAGGAGGUAGAGGAGCGGGCCAAGGAGGGAGAGGAGCAGGUCAAGGAGGUAGAGGAGCGGGCCAAGGAGGGAGAGGAGCAGGUCAAGGAGGUAGAGGAGCAGGCCAAGGAGGGAGAGGAGAAGGAGGGCGAGCAAGACAACGCAUCUUCAUCACAGAUGAAAUGAGAGCAACGGUCAUUGACCACGUCAUUGUCCACGGCAUGACAAUGACCGAAGCUGGACAACGAGUCCAACCAAACCUAAGCCGAUUCUCAGUGGCCACCAUUAUUCGGGCCUUCAGAGAACACAACAGAGUUGAAAGAUUGCCAUAUGCAGGUGGGAGGGCUUCCAGAUUCACACCAGCCCAAGAGGUCGUCAUUGUGGAUAUGGUUCGGGAGAACAAUGUGCUGAGACUACGGGAGAUACGGGAGAGGAUCAUUGGUGACAAUAUGAACUUUCCGAACAUUGACGAUGUUAGCCUGACAACCAUAGACAGAGUCCUCAAGCGCCAGAGAGUACGCAUGAAGCAGGCCUAUAGGGUACCCUUUGAGCGCAACUCUGACAGAAUAAAGCACCUCCGUCACCAGUAUGUGCAAAGGAUCUUCGAGUUGGAGUCCAUGGCCAGACCCCAUGAAUUUAUAUUUGUGGAUGAGGCUGGCUUCAACCUCACAAAAAGGAGGAGGAGAGGCCGUAACAUCAUAGGACAGAGAGCUAUCGUUGAUGUGCCCGGCCAACGUGGAGGAAACAUCACCCUCUGCGCUGCCAUGAGUUCUAGAGGGCUUCUCCACCGGCAUGCUGAACUUGGUGCCUACAACACUGAGCGUCUCCUCACCUUCCUAGGAGAGCUCAGAGAAGUUUUGCAUGACCAUGACCACCCGAACGACCAGCAGAAUCCUGGGCCGGCUGAUCUUCCCAUAUAUGUCAUCUUCUGGGACAAUGUUAGUUUCCAUCGCAGCAUCCAGGUCAGAGAGUGGUUUAACAUCAACCAGCAAUUUAUUAAUGUGUGUCUGCCACCCUACUCUCCAUUCCUAAACCCAAUAGAAGAGUUCUUCUCAUCAUGGCGGUGGAAGGUCUAUGACCGCCAACCGUACACCAGAGAGAACCUUCUCAGGGCUAUGGACCUGGCCUGUGAUGAUGUGGCUGUGGAGGCGUUCCAAGGCUGGGUGCGGCAUGCCAGGGCAUUCUUCCCACGAUGUUUGGCUAUGGACAAUAUUGCCUGUGACGUGGAUGAGGUACUGUGGCCCGACCCAGUCCGACGACGUGAUGCCGCCCAAUGAUUGCAGUGUCAACAUACUGUGUCAAUUUACAUGUACAACGUAGGCCUAAUAAAAGAGAUCGCACCCUGAA